Messenger RNA from Sphenostylis stenocarpa, 231 nucleotides. NCBI's taxonomy places the organism in Eukaryota, Viridiplantae, Streptophyta, Magnoliopsida, Fabales, Fabaceae. The record is from the annotation of a GenBank genome assembly.
AUGGAUAGAUACAAUGUAACUGGGAGAAUGGCGAACAAAGGAACCGAAGAUUCUAUCAGAGUUCCACGUGGAGAAGACAAUGAAGGAAAAAACGAGAAACGUUUGUCAGAAGAGAAGCUCUUGGAAGAAGACAGGAGAGUGGAGGGUGGGGGAAGGAAGUGUGAAGGAAGGAGUAUACAAAAAAUAUCACAAAAGCUUAGGGGUGAAAAAAUAGAAAAUAAUGGUGUCUGA